Drosophila elegans is the source of this 291-nucleotide messenger RNA. RefSeq lists its product as uncharacterized. The transcript has 3 exons. Lineage: Eukaryota; Metazoa; Arthropoda; Insecta; Diptera; Drosophilidae. Bases 1 to 291 code for a protein of 96 amino acids. The record is from RefSeq and is a predicted model, not a curated record.
AUGUUGAAAGCUUCACUGCUUUUGGUGCUUUGCGUCCUGCACUUCUCUAGUACUGAAGCUCAAUCGAAUCAACAAUACUGUGAGAAUGUGUACAUCGAUUGUCAACGAUUUGUACCCAGAAUAGGAAGUUUUGAUGAGACCAUUGAUUCCUUUAAUCGACAUUGUCGUCGACAGCAUCGAAGAUGGAAAAAUGUAUCUCGAUGUGAAAUGGAAAAAGCAACCUGCCUCUUGAUCUUACGGCGUUGUGAUGAUAUGACCUGCGGUAAUAUUGCCGAGACCUUGCAGCUGUAG